AUGGUCACCCUAAUGCCAUACAGUUACUCUGCACCGAGAUGUGGGCUAAUUGAAAAAAUGAUUGAACCUAAGGUCAAACGUCCCAAAACAGAGCACACGGAUACAAAUGAACGAAAUCGCCUUUGUUCUCAAACCACUGCUCAAUCGCCGCAUCAUCAGCAGCAACAGCAACAUCAACAACAACAACAGUCACAGCAGCCUCAACACCAUACUUCACAACUUCAUCCUCACUCCCUGCCACAUACACAGUCGCCGCUGGGCGGAGCUGGCGCCGCUUCCUCCGCUACGUCCGGUCAAUGCAGCCCACUGACGCUGCCACCACAAUCACAGCCGCUGCAACCAACAAUCACUUCGCUGGCGUCACUCAGCGGCCACUACAAUGCGGCGCCCAACCUGAAUUCAAGCUGCAGCCUAUCAACCGGACUAAGCGCCUACCCUUCACUUAACUCAGCUGCUGCCGCUUCAUUCACGCAGUCGCCCGGCAGUAGUUUCUCCACAUAUCAGCAUCCACACACGACGGCUGAAGGGGCGUCGAGUGGAGUCGAUGCUACAACAGGUCUAAGUAAUGCGGGACGACAUGGCGACUUAGGUGUUGGUGUGGCUGGCAGCGGUGGCGCGGGAAUGUCGCACUGGCUGCCAACUGAAACGCAUUUGACAUCUGUUAAGUCGGAGAAUCGCAGUCCGGGUCUAAAUAAUAGCGGCGGCAGUGGUGGCACAUCUAAUGUGAAUGCUGGCGGCGCUGGGAUUGAGACGCAGUCUGGGCUGGGCGGUAGCAACGCUGCACAGUUGGAUGGCGGUAGCGUAAUGACGGGCAAUGGUGGCGUGCCCGCCAACAGCUCUAUCUACAGUUGCUCAUCGGUCGGUGUCAGCGGUUUGAGUGGCAUGGAGAGCAGUGUGGCGGGUAUUGGGACAAACUCCUCCUCCAGCGCUGCCAUGGCGGCGGUGAAUUCAUCAGCUGCAGCAGCAGCUGCGGCGGCCGCAUACGACACCAGCAAACACGAUUAUUACAAUUACUAUAACAGCAUGCAACAGUAUACGCCACCCUUCUACUCCACCUACGGCACACCCUACACAACGGCUGCGGCGCGUGCCGCUACCAAAAUUGAACCCAGUUCGCCGUACUUAACUUCAUCGUACGCCACUGCGGCAAGCAACAACAAUUCCUCACAGCUCUACCCGACCGCUUACGGCUACAACAAUUUCGCGCAAUUCGGCACUGCAGCAGCAGCGGCGGCGCAACAGGACUACAGUGGCUACUACAACGAUCAGUACGGCAACUACUACAACCCAGCCAGCUACUCACCAUACGCCGCCGUCAGCUCGCCCAGUUCCAGUGCUGCCAGUCAUGGCUUUCAUGUGGGCGCUUCCAAUUUGUCCGAGAGUCCCACAGACACGCACUCGACGACACCGGUGUUGCAUGCCACACAUUCACCGCAUUCGCCGCUGCCGAUCUCACCAAAUGCUGCCGCGGCAACGCUUAGCACAAACUCCACGGCGGCCGCGUCGGCGGCACAUGCCAAGAGCACGCCCACCAGCAAGAGUGGGCGCUCGCGUGGAAGACGCCAUCAGCAGCCGAGUCCAACGCGCAGCACCACAUCAGACACACCGAACAGUGAUGCGGCCAAGCCGCCAGAACGCGUCUUCAUCUGGGAUCUGGAUGAGACGAUCAUCAUUUUCCAUACGCUACUCUCCGGUUCCUUCGCCAAUCGCUACACCAAAGACCAAAGCACGCUGCUGACGAUCGCUUUCCGCAUGGAGGAGAUGGUCUUCAAUAUGGCCGACACGCAUUUCUUCUUCAACGAAAUCGAGGAAUGUGAUCAGGUGCACAUCGAUGAUGUGUCCUCCGACGACAACGGGCAGGAUCUGAGCAAUUACAAUUUCGCGACGGACGGUUUUCAUUCGGGUGCACCACCUGGCGCUCCGCCAAAUCUCUGCCUGCCGACCGGCGUGCGUGGCGGCGUCGAUUGGAUGCGCAAACUGGCGUUCAGAUAUCGCAAAAUCAAGGAGAUCUACAACACCUACAGGGGAAAUGUUGGCGGCCUGUUGGGUCCCGAGAAGCGCGACGCAUGGCUGCAAAUACGCUCGGACAUCGAGAUGGCCACCGACAAUUGGGCCUCACUGGCCACCAAGUGUCUGAAUAUGAUUGCGCAACGCGAGAAUUGCGUGAAUGUGUUGGUGACGCAGACACAGCUGGCGCCCGCCUUGGCAAAAGUACUGCUCUUCGGGCUCGGCGGCAUCUUUUCCAUUGAAAAUAUCUACAGCGCACACAAGAUCGGCCACGACACCUGCUUCGAGCGCAUUAUGACGCGUUUCGGGCGCAAGGGCACCUACGUCGUGAUCGGCGAUGGCACGGAGGAGGAGAACGCGGCGAAGACGUACAAUUUCCCCUUCUGGCGCAUAUCGUCGCACAGUGAUAUACGCGCGCUCUACACGGCGCUCGACAUGGGUUUCUUAUGAAAGACGCGCAGCUGCUGCUGGGUAUAUUGCGCGACAAUUACACUGUAAAAAAUAUGAGUUAAAUGAUGACUAAUCUAAUAUUAACAUUGCUUAACUACUUAACUAAGCGAAAAUCUCUUGCAUGUAAAUUAAAUAUUAUUGUAGCUAAGCAAAUGUACGCACUAAAGAUUAAAAGACUUAAUCAUUGUAUUUAGUAAAAGUAAA
Molecule: messenger RNA, 2661 nt
Organism: Bactrocera tryoni
Lineage: Eukaryota; Metazoa; Arthropoda; Insecta; Diptera; Tephritidae
Product: developmental protein eyes absent-like
Exons: 5
Coding region: 1-2457 (818 amino acids)
Biological process (GO): cell differentiation; multicellular organism development; negative regulation of extrinsic apoptotic signaling pathway in absence of ligand
Cellular component (GO): nucleus
Molecular function (GO): protein tyrosine phosphatase activity
Source: RefSeq, a predicted model, not a curated record